Messenger RNA from Pararge aegeria (speckled wood butterfly), 1903 nucleotides. RefSeq names its product TNF receptor-associated factor 4 (gene Traf4). Lineage: Eukaryota; Metazoa; Arthropoda; Insecta; Lepidoptera; Nymphalidae. Gene Ontology annotation, biological process: positive regulation of JNK cascade; protein K63-linked ubiquitination; regulation of canonical NF-kappaB signal transduction. Gene Ontology annotation, molecular function: protein binding; zinc ion binding. The record is from RefSeq and is a predicted model, not a curated record. The transcript has 9 exons. Bases 333 to 1616 code for a protein of 427 amino acids. Gene Ontology annotation, cellular component: plasma membrane signaling receptor complex.
UGCGCGGAUCGGACAAUCCACUUGUUACCCCAAAUUAUAGCGAGCACCCCAUGCAAAGCAACAGUAAAAAUAAACGAGCGGCACGGACGGCCCUUUUUGUCCAUAGACAAGUGAGUGACGGAACGCGUUUGACGUAGAAAAGCGCGGCAAGGACAUUGCUUCUUUUUUUGUUUUUCGUGUGUCAAUGACCUCCAUUCAAGACUGAUAAAGUGAUUGUUGUUUUGUGUGAUCAAUGUAAACAAAGAUGAGUUUCGGAAAUUGUUACGAAGUGUAAUGUGUUUUUUGCUUUGAACUACUGAUUUUCUAAUUAGUUAGAUAAAAACAAAAAAAACAUGGCGACUUUACCAAUCUACGUAUCUUUAAGCAGCGAGGGUUUGUUCACCAGUCCUGUGAACGCUUCGCCAGUUGACUACGCCAAGAUAUACCCAGACCCGGAGUCUGAAAAGGCCAUCAUGGGUUCAGUGGUGUACUGCAUCCAUCACAAAGAAGGAUGCCAGUGGUCGGACGAGCUCCGUAAACUGAAGGCACAUCUGAACACCUGCAAGCACGACGCAGUGCUAUGCGCGGCGCAGUGUGGCGCGAUGAUCCCGCGAGUGCUGAUGCAGGAUCAUCUGCGCUAUACGUGCCCGCGUCGCCGCGCCAACUGCGAGCAUUGCGGCAAGGAGUUCUCUGGGAGUGCUUUAGAGGAGCAUCAAGGCAAUUGUGGCCACGAGCCCGUGUACUGCGAAAACAAGUGUGGCGCUAAGGUCCAACGCAGACACACACAGCAGCAUGUUCAGCAACACUGCAGCAAGAGGCUCGUGCCAUGCAGACAUUGCGGGCAGAGGUACACGCAGGACACAGUGUCCGCCCACGGGGCGAUGUGUUCGCGCGCUCCCGUGCCGUGCCCGCAGCGGUGUCUGGCCGCGCCCGCGAGGGACGAGCUAGAUGCACACCUCCGAGACCAUUGCGCGGCUGGAUCCGUCCUGUGCACGUACAGGGACGCUGGAUGUCGCUUUAAGGGUACAAGGCAAGCUCUAGAAAGGCACACUGAAGAAAGUUCCCAACAGCAUUUGGCCCUGGUCUCCGCGCUGGCGACACGUCAGGCGCGGCAACUAGAAUCCCUUCGGUCAGCAGUCGCACGACUGUCGGUCAAUUACACCGGCGCGCUAGUGUGGCGCAUCAGCGACUGGGCCGCGAAGAUGGCGGAGGCGAAGUGCAAAGAUGGCGUCGAGCUUGUAUCACCCGCGUUUUAUACGAGUCAAUAUGGAUAUAAGUUGCAGGCGUCACUCUUCCUGAACGGCAACGGGGCGGGCGAGGCUAGCCACAUGUCAGUAUACAUAAAGAUUUUACCCGGCGAAUACGACGCCCUACUCCGCUGGCCCUUCGCGCACACCGUCUCCUUCACACUCUUCGACCAAAGCUCCAGUCCGGACAGGGCGUGCAAUAUCGUCGAGAGCUUCGUCCCAGACCCCACAUGGAAAAACUUCCAGAGACCUUCAAAGGAGCCAGAUGCGUUAGGCUUCGGGUUCCCGAGGUUCGUGUCCCACGAAAUGCUCAAAAAACGCAACUUUGUCAAAGAUGACGUCAUGUUCCUCAGGGUCAAGGUCGAUCCGAGCAAAAUAGUAGCAGUUUAAUCCCCGUGCUACCAAUACUAAGGUGCUUCAACGCACAAUCAAAAAGUCACUGUUAUUUAGUAUUAGAUAAUUUAAAAGUCAUAGUUCUUAAGUUUUUUGUAUAUAUUUUUUUUAGGAUACUUUAUUUUUGGAGUUGUCGCGGGCAUUUUUGAGUUAAGAACGUCUAGAGUCGAGAAAUAUUACAUGGCCUUUUUAAGAGACUGAUACGAUAUUAUGAUGUUAGUUGAGUCUUACUGCCAAAAAUAAUAUGAUUAUUAAUGUAAAAUGUUUCUCGGUUACUUUUUUUA